Cetraspora pellucida is the source of this 414-nucleotide messenger RNA. The record is from the annotation of a GenBank genome assembly. NCBI's taxonomy places the organism in Eukaryota, Fungi, Glomeromycota, Glomeromycetes, Diversisporales, Gigasporaceae.
AUGACUGAACCUUCAAAUAACCGUUACAACAAUACUACAUCUGAAAUAACUGAGUCUUCAAUCGAAUAUGAUGAUGAUGAGAGCAAUGAUUAUGAGAAGAGUGUCGAUUUUGAUGACAUAGUUGUGUCUAAAGAGGAGGAUCAAGGUGAUCAAGAAGAGGAUCGAGAUGAUCAAGAAGAGAAUCAAAGCAAUCAAGAGGGGAAUCAAAGUGAUCAAGAUGAUACUAAUACAGAAUCUGAUUUUGUUGGUAACAAUAUUAAAGAUGUCAUUAGUAAUCCUGUUCAAGAGCUUUUUAUCUGUAUUUUUGUAAAUGACUCUUGGACAUAUGCUUCUCCUAUCGAAAAACCAUAUUACUCAGCUAAAAUUUAUCCUAGUAUUUGUUAUACUUGUGGUAGUUCUAAUGAUGAAAAGAUG